AACUAAUUUUCUUCCGACAAGCAUUUUAACAGGGACUCACGCGAAUUUUCAUCCAGCUUUCUGUGUUGAGAAAAUUUAUUUGGAAGAAAUAUAGAAAAUUCUGUAACAUAAUUAUUUUGCGUUGUUUUGGAGAAAAAUAUUCUUUUCAAUAGAAUCAGUGGGCUAGACCGGCUUGCCGUGCUGAGGGUAAAUUUUCUAACGACACACCGUACGAACGAAUUGGUGUGUGUAUAACAAAGUUGAGCCAUCGUUAUUUUGCCGAGCAAAUCCGCUUGUUUUCAAGAAGUGAUAUUUGAAAAAAAGUUGUCAUGGCGAACAAUUACGCCGGCUUUAGUUACGGAGGUACACAGUACACAUCCACUGGUGCACCAGGUACGUACAGUUCCAACUCUGUAUCUUAUCCGGCUGUAACUAAUGCGACAUUCGCUAAUGCCGCUGCUUAUCAAUCUGCUGUAGCUGCUGGAAGCGGAAGUUAUGCAGCUGGAGGUGGUGCCGCUGCAGCCGGUUAUGCGGGAUAUGGCAACGACUAUGCUUCUCUGCAAGCCUAUGAUUCGUCAAAAACAUUUUACCAGCAAGCAGCCUCCAGCUACAACACCGCUCCAUCAUCUACAGUUGGUAAGACUCAUUAUUCGGCACCACCAGUAAAAAAUGUCACCCCAAUUGGAACGAAACCUUCGUCCGGAAAAGAUAAGGGCGGACCGGGUGGACAAGGAAAGAUGGGAGGUCCAACAGUUACAACAGCAUCAGGUUCCUACACUAACUAUGAUGCUGCCCUCUAUAGUGCUGCUUCGAUGUAUGUGGCUCAACAACACCAGCCCUCUCAACAUGGAGCGGGAGGGGGAAAUCCUGGCAAAUCAAAUGGUGUGAUGGGCGCAGGUGGUAACUGGCCACCAUAUCGUAAAGGUGGUCCUGGAGGCCCUGGAAAUAAAACUUCGCGACCAAAACAACCUCCUCGUCCCCAACAAUUACAUUAUUGCGAGGUUUGUAAGAUAUCAUGUGCUGGACCACAGACCUAUCGUGAACAUUUGGAGGGUCAAAAGCAUAAGAAACGUGAAGCUUCAUUGAAAAUGCAGGCCAGUGCUCAAACUACAACUCAGAACAGGGGUAACAACUACCAUUGUGAACUAUGCGAUGUUACAUGUACAGGAACCGAUGCUUAUGCUGCCCAUGUUCGGGGCGCCAAACAUCAGAAAGUUGUCAAGUUGCACCAGAAGCUAGGCAAACCUAUACCAGCCGAUGAGCCCAAGAAAAUGGGCAAAAUUAAUUUUGUCCCUGCCAGUGGUAGCAAUAGUACCGCCGAUGGCGCCGCAAGCACCAAAGAAGGAGAAUCUGCCGAAAACCAGAAUGAAUCUAAAAAUGAAGAAAACCAAGACGAUUCAACUGAAAACUUGGAUAAUAUUAAACCGGUCGGUGGGGAAUACAUUGAAGAGGUCAAUGAUGAAGAAGGAAAAAUCCUGAGUUUCAAUUGCAAACUUUGCGACUGUAAAUUCAAUGAUCCAAAUGCCAAGGAAAUGCAUACAAAAGGACGUCGCCAUCGUCUUCAGUAUAAACGAAAAGUACAACCAGACUUGGUGGUCGACUUUAAGCCUACCCCGAGACAACGCCGUCUCGCUGAAGCUAGAGCGCAGCGUGCGUUAAUGAGUUCUCAUCGUGGUCAAAAUGCCAAUUUUGGAGAGAAGCCUGGUUAUUGGGGAGACGAACAACGCAGGCGGGCACAAUUUGAUGACGAAUACGACUAUAAUAACUGGUUGGCUCGCAGUUUUGGAGGUAAUCAGCGUGGUUUUGGAGGUCGCAUGGGCAAUGGACCGCCGCCAUUCUUUGGUAUGAUUCCCGGUGGAGCUGGUAUUCGUCGGCCAGAGAGCAAUGACGAUCGCCAUGCUAUUGCUCGUCAUGCUCAAAUUUAUCCAAAAGAGGAGGAGUUGCAAUUAAUACAGCGCAUUGUGUCACAUACAGAGCGGGCACUGAAAUUUGUUUCAGAUACAUUAGCUGAGAAUCCGAACGACAACGGCCCAUCGACUGCCAAAAAAGAAAAAGCGGAUGGUAAUACUGUAAAGGAUGGGCGUGAUAACCAAAUGCUCUCUUUCCAGAAGGAGGCCGACACUGGUAACUUACGAAUUCUUAAAGGAGUUAUGCGCGUCGGCUUCUUGGCCAAAGGACUGCUAUUGCAGGGCGACAAUGCCGUCGAGCUUGUUGUUUUGUGCUCCGAAAAACCAACCGUGGGUCUACUUAAGCGUGUCGCCUCUGAACUACCACAAAAACUCAAAGAAGUUGCAGGCGAAAAUCCUGUUGAUUAUAAAGUUGACGUUGUUACUGAAGAAUCCGCUGUGUUAGUGCAAGACGAAGCUGUUUCUGUAAAAAUAUCCCUAACAUCACCGUUGUUGCGCGAAUCUACUGGUAGCUCCAAAUCUACAGACAAUGAUGGUGACGCCAGUGGUGAUGCCGCUUUGUUGCCCCGAGAACCUUGUCUUAGGGCUUUGGCUGAACUGCGCCAUGCUAAAUGGUUCCAGGCCCGUGCUACUGGUUUACAGUCAUGUGUUAUGGUUAUUCGCAUAUUACGUGAUCUCUGCCAACGUGUGCAAUCCUGGCAAGCAUUGCCACAAUGGUCCAUGGAGUUGUUUGUAGAGAAAGUAAUCUCUUCCGCCGGUUUUCCUAUUUCACCGGGUGAUUGUUUGCGCCGCAUUAUGGAGGCCUUGGCGUCAGGUUUCCUUAUAAAUGGUCCAGGCCUGUUAGAUCCUUGUGAAAAGGAGCCACAAGAUGCCCUAGAGGAUUUGUCUAAGCAGCAGCGUGAAGAUCUGACAGUAUCGGCCCAGCUGUUCCUACGUUAUAUGGCUUUCCGACAAAUUUACAAAGUUCUUGGAAUGGAUCAACUUCCUGCUCCAAAAUUUCCAUCGCGUCCGUGGCGUUUAAACCGAAAGCGUCGUCGCUCACAGGGCAAAGACAAUACCGAUGGAGACGGCAAUAACGCCGAGACGGAAGAAUGUGCUUCGGAUGAAAAGAUUCCAAAAAAGGAUGCUAACGACACAUCUGCUUAAUAAUUUAGCCUCUGUGUGGCACACACGAAAAGUUAAUGCAGCAAUUAAUGUUUACUAUCUUAUUAUCGUAUUACUAUGCGUUAUUAAUACCAUAGACUUUUAAUCAAAACCUAAACAGAUAACUUUAUUCGACGUAUUUAUAGUGGUAGAAUAAAUUCCUGCAAUACGCUGUACACUUUUCCCUAACUAUGAAACAAACGUUACAUACACUCAAUAAUGUUUCACUUGAAAUCCAUCAUUAGCAACAACAACAAACAAACUUAAUAAUGAAAAAAUUUGAAUAAGAAUGAAAAAAAGCAAACUGAAUAUCAAUGUCUACAUAAAAAUGUAAGGAAAGUAAAUUCACAUAUACGAUAUACGUAGUACGUGGAAUAACAGGCAGAAGUAUAUACAAGAUAUUGAAUUUUCGAUGUAAUCCAUCACAUGCCGUACUCGUUUUUAAAUGGUAACGUUUAAUACAUUUUUUCAAAAUAAUUUUGAAAUACAUAAUGAAAAUUCUCAAACAUAUUUCCAAAUAUUAAUAUAUUUAGUGCUAAAAAUA
Messenger RNA from Musca domestica (house fly), 3573 nucleotides. RefSeq names its product zinc finger RNA-binding protein 2 (gene Zn72D). Gene Ontology annotation, cellular component: precatalytic spliceosome. Gene Ontology annotation, molecular function: double-stranded RNA binding; zinc ion binding; single-stranded RNA binding. The record is from RefSeq and is a predicted model, not a curated record. The transcript has 7 exons. Bases 309 to 3032 code for a protein of 907 amino acids. NCBI's taxonomy places the organism in Eukaryota, Metazoa, Arthropoda, Insecta, Diptera, Muscidae.